GGCAGGGUGUGAAAAGUCCAUUUUCCCUGGAGAACGCGAUAGCAUAAGCUGGUUCUCCCACAAGGGCGGGGAAGCCUGAAUUCUACAGUGCCGGACUCCUGCUUGGAUUUGGAGAACAGCUUCCCGUUUUUGUCACCGGGAAGUUAUUUGCUUCAAAGUUUCCAAACGAGGCAUUUGUGAUGGGUGAUCCUCUACCUCCUGCUUCCUCAGGUAUGGCCUCACAUGUGCAAGUUUUCUCCCCUCACACCCUUCAAUCAAGUGCCUUCUGUAGCGUGAAGAAACUGAAAGUAGAGCCGAGUUCCAACUGGGACAUGACCGGGUACGGCUCCCACAGCAAAGUGUACGGCCCGAGCAAGAACGCGCCACCGUCCCAGCCAGCCGCCGCGACCGUCAGCGCCUCCCUGCCCAUCCCCAACCCCAGCCUCCCGUACGAGCAGACCAUCAUCUUCCCAGGAAGCACCGGGCACAUUGUCGUGACCUCAGCCAGCAGCACUUCCGUCUCCGGGCCCGUCCUCGGCGGACCGCACAACCUCAUGCGUCGCAGCACUGUGAGCCUUCUUGACACCUACCAAAAAUGUGGACUCAAGCGGAAGAGUGAGGAGAUCGAGAACACGAGCAGCGUGCAGAUCAUCGAAGAGCAUCCACCCAUGAUUCAGAACAAUGCGAGCGGGGCCACCGUAGCCACUGCCACCACCUCGACUGCCACCUCCAAAAACAGCGGCUCCAACAGCGAGGGGGAUUACCAGCUGGUCCAGCAUGAGGUGCUGUGCUCCAUGACCAACACGUACGAGGUCUUAGAGUUCCUGGGCCGAGGGACGUUUGGGCAAGUGGUCAAGUGCUGGAAACGGGGCACCAACGAGAUCGUGGCCAUCAAGAUCCUGAAGAACCACCCGUCGUACGCCCGCCAAGGCCAGAUCGAGGUGAGCAUCCUGGCGCGUCUGAGCACAGAGAGCGCCGACGACUACAACUUCGUCCGCGCCUACGAGUGCUUCCAGCACAAGAACCACACGUGCUUGGUGUUCGAGAUGCUGGAGCAGAACCUCUAUGACUUUCUGAAGCAGAACAAGUUCAGCCCCUUGCCCCUCAAGUACAUUCGCCCGGUCCUCCAGCAGGUUGCCACCGCCCUGAUGAAACUGAAAAGUCUAGGUCUUAUCCAUGCCGACCUCAAACCGGAGAACAUCAUGUUGGUGGAUCCAUCCAGACAGCCGUACAGGGUGAAGGUCAUCGACUUCGGUUCUGCCAGUCACGUGUCCAAGGCUGUGUGCUCCACCUACCUACAGUCUAGAUAUUACAGGGCCCCUGAGAUCAUCCUGGGUUUACCAUUUUGUGAGGCAAUUGACAUGUGGUCUUUGGGCUGCGUCAUCGCAGAGCUGUUCCUGGGCUGGCCGCUAUAUCCAGGAGCUUCAGAGUACGAUCAGAUCCGGUAUAUUUCACAAACACAGGGUUUGCCAGCAGAAUAUUUAUUAAGCGCAGGGACAAAGACAACUAGGUUUUUCAACCGGGACACGGACUCGCCGUAUCCUCUGUGGAGGCUGAAGACACCAGAUGACCAUGAAGCAGAGACGGGGAUUAAGUCAAAAGAAGCAAGGAAGUACAUUUUCAACUGUUUAGAUGACAUGGCCCAGGUGAACAUGACGACAGAUUUGGAAGGGAGUGACAUGUUGGUGGAGAAGGCGGACCGGCGGGAGUUCAUCGACCUGCUGAAGAAGAUGCUGACCAUAGAUGCCGAUAAGAGAAUCACUCCAAUCGAGACCCUGAACCACCCCUUCGUCACCAUGACGCACUUACUCGACUUUCCCCACAGCACACACGUCAAAUCAUGUUUCCAGAACAUGGAGAUUUGCAAGCGUCGGGUGAACAUGUAUGACACGGUGAACCAGAGCAAAACCCCUUUCAUCACGCACGUGGCCCCCAGCACAUCCACCAACCUGACCAUGACCUUCAACAACCAGCUGAACACUGUCCACAACCAGGCUCCCACCUCCACCAGUGCCACUCUUUCCCUAGCCAAUCCCGAGGUCUCCAUACUAAACUACCAAUCUGCACUCUGCCAGCCCUCAGCGGCAUCCAUGGCCGCGGUGGCCCAGCGGAGCAUGCCCCUGCAGACGGGAGCCGCCCAGAUCUGCGCUCGGCCCGACCCCUUCCAGCAAGCACUCAUCGUGUGUCCACCCGGCUUCCAAGGAUUGCAGGCCUCUCCCUCUAAACAUGCUGGCUACUCUGUACGAAUGGAAAAUGCCGUUCCCAUCGUCACUCAAGCCCCAGGAGCUCAGCCUCUUCAAAUCCAACCAGGUCUGCUUGCCCAGCAGGCCUGGCCAAGUGGGACCCAGCAGAUCCUGCUUCCCCCAGCGUGGCAACAGCUGACCGGCGUGGCCACGCACACUUCGGUGCAGCACGCAACUGUGAUUCCCGAGACCAUGGCCGGCACCCAGCAGCUGGCCGACUGGAGGAACACACAUGCUCAUGGCAGCCAUUACAAUCCCAUCAUGCAGCAGCCUGCAUUGUUGACUGGUCAUGUGACCCUUCCAGCAGCUCAACCCUUAAAUGUGGGCGUGGCCCACGUGAUGCGGCAGCAACCUACCAGCACCACCUCCUCCCGGAAGAAUAAGCAACACCAGUCCUCUGCGAGAAACGUCUCCACCUGUGAGGUGUCCUCCUCUCAGGCCGUCAGCUCCCCGCAGCGGUCCAAGCGCGUCAAGGAGAACACGCCGCCACGCUGCGCCCUGGUGCACAGCAGCCCCGCCUGCAGCUCGUCCGUCACGUGCGGCUGGGGCGACGGGGCCUCCAGCACCACCAGGGAGCGGCAGCGGCAGACGAUCGUCAUCCCCGACACCCCCAGCCCCACGGUCAGCGUCAUCACCAUCAGCAGCGACACGGACGAGGAGGAGGAGCAAAAGCACGCCCCCACCAGCACUGUCUCCAAGCAGAGAAAAAACGUCAUCAGCUGUGUCACGGUCCACGACUCUCCCUACUCCGACUCCUCUAGCAACACCAGCCCCUACUCCGUGCAGCACCGCGCCGGGCACAACGCCACCACCUUCGACACCAAGGGGAGCCUGGAGCCGCACUGCACGGGGAACCCCCGGACCAUCAUCGUGCCCCCCCUGAAAACCCAGGCCAGCGAGGUGCUGGUGGAGUGUGACAGCCUGGGGCCAGUCAACACCAGUCACCAUUCGUCCUCCUUCAAGUCCAAGUCCUCCAGCAACGUGACCUCCACCAGCGGUCACUCUUCAGGGAGCUCGUCUGGAGCGAUUGCCUACCGGCAGCAGCGGCCAGGACCACACUUCCAGCAGCAGCAGCCUCUCAAUCUCAGCCAGGCUCAACAGCACAUCGCCGCAGACCGCACCGGGAACCACCGACGGCAGCAGGCCUACAUCACUCCCACGAUGGCCCAGGCUCCAUACUCCUUCCCGCACAACAGCCCCAGCCACGGCACUGUGCACCCCCACCUGGCCGCAGCUGCCGCCGCCGCCCACCUCCCCGCCCAGCCCCACCUCUACACCUACACGGCGCCCGCGGCCCUGGGCUCCACGGGCACCGUGGCCCACCUGGUGGCCUCCCAAGGCUCGGCGCGUCACACCGUGCAGCACACUGCCUACCCGGCCAGCAUCGUCCACCAGGUCCCCGUGAGCAUGGGUCCCCGGGUCCUGCCCUCACCCACCAUCCACCCGAGUCAGUAUCCAGCCCAGUUUGCCCACCAGACCUACAUCAGCGCCUCUCCAGCCUCCACAGUCUACACUGGAUACCCACUGAGCCCGGCCAAGGUCAACCAGUACCCUUACAUAUAAACACUGGAAGGGGAGGGGACGGGAGGGAGGAUGGCCAGAGGGAGAGGAGGAGGGAUGGAGAGGGGAGCUGGGGCUUUUGUACUGAAGAUGCCGCACAGAAACAAUGCAAACGGGCAGGGGUGGGGGGCAGGGGGCAGGGACGGGACACAGAUGAAACUUGAACUAGGAAGUAGGAGGACUGAGAGCGGAGGAGAGAACAUUUUGAAAAGGAAGGGAUUUAAGGAAGGGGGAAAAUCUAUGCUUUUUAUUUUAAAAAAGAAAAAGGAAAAAAAAAUAAAAAUAAAACAUCAGUAACAAAACAA
Molecule: messenger RNA, 4087 nt
Organism: Odocoileus virginianus texanus
Lineage: Eukaryota; Metazoa; Chordata; Mammalia; Artiodactyla; Cervidae
Source: RefSeq, a predicted model, not a curated record